This is a messenger RNA of Neofelis nebulosa (Clouded leopard), 1184 nucleotides long. RefSeq names its product cilia and flagella associated protein 410 (gene CFAP410). Gene Ontology annotation, biological process: cytoskeleton organization. Gene Ontology annotation, molecular function: protein binding. The record is from RefSeq and is a predicted model, not a curated record. The transcript has 7 exons. NCBI's taxonomy places the organism in Eukaryota, Metazoa, Chordata, Mammalia, Carnivora, Felidae. The coding region runs from base 339 to 992 and encodes 217 amino acids.
CUCGCGCCGCUUCGCCCUUCAAGGAAUGGCCAAUGGGCUCGCAGGGCCCGCCCCUGACGACGCGGGCCCCGCCCCCUGGAGACAGGCCGCCAUGGAGCCGGGAACCCGUGGCUAGCGGGCGGCUGGUCGAGGGCAGGACCGGGCCGGGGGCCGGGGGCCGGGGGCGGGUUCCGGGAGGCCCUCCACCAUGAAGCUGACUCGGAAGAUGGUCCUGUCCCGGGCCAAGGCCUCGGAGCUGCACAGCGUGCGGAAGCUCAACUGCUGCUUUAACAGAAUUAAAGUAUGUCUUCUCUCUCCAUAGGGGCAGCCGCCUCACAGAUGUCUCCAUCUGCCGGGAAAUGCCCAGCCUGGAAGUGAUCACCCUCAGCGUCAACAGCGUGUCCACCCUGGAGCCCGUGAGCCGCUGCCAGCAGCUGAGUGAGCUGUACCUGCGGAGGAACCGCAUCCCCAGCCUGGCGGAGCUCUACUACCUAAAGGGCCUGCCGCGGCUGCGCGUGCUGUGGCUGGCAGAGAACCCGUGCUGCGGGCCCGACCCACACCUCUACCGCAUGACCGUCCUGCGUAACCUGCCACACCUGCAGAAGCUGGACAACCAGACGGUGACCGAGGAGGAGCUGUCCCGAGCAUUGCUGGAGGGAGAGGAGGUCACGGCCCCCGGCGGAGAGGGAGCAGGGAACGGCCGGCCCGAGCUGUCCUACGGCCUGAGCGCCCUGAACACCGCCGCCGAGAUCCAGCGGGACGCGCUCAGCUGUGGCGAGGAGGAGGCCAGCGUCCAGGGCCAGCUCAGCCCGAAGCCCCCUUCCCGGGACCCGUUCCCCUCCUUCUCACAGAGGGAAGCCGUGAGCGGUCGCAGGAACAGGAACAAUGUCCUGACCGCCAUCCUGCUGCUGCUGCGGGAGCUGGACGCCGAGGGGCUGGAGGCCGUGCACCAGACCGUGGUCAGCCGGCUCCAGGCUCUGCACAAGCAGGAGCCGCAAGAGGACGUGGAAUGACGGUCAGCCGGGACCCGAGCCGCCGGGCCUUCCUCCCAGGACCCUGUGCCCCAGCAUCUGGGAGGUGUGGGGUCCACAGCCACGGCCUCCACUGCAUCCUGAGUGCCCGCACGCGGGCUGUGUCCCCAGAAGCUCAGCGCCGCCUGGGAAGGCCACGCCCCAGGUGUAGAAGGCGGGAAGGGCGCCGGGCAC